Esox lucius (northern pike) is the source of this 1964-nucleotide messenger RNA. It is a transcript of the gene gdf6b, whose product is annotated as growth differentiation factor 6b. The coding region runs from base 74 to 1303 and encodes 409 amino acids. The transcript is spliced from 2 exons. Gene Ontology annotation, biological process: BMP signaling pathway; SMAD protein signal transduction. Gene Ontology annotation, cellular component: extracellular region. Gene Ontology annotation, molecular function: growth factor activity; cytokine activity. NCBI's taxonomy places the organism in Eukaryota, Metazoa, Chordata, Actinopteri, Esociformes, Esocidae. The record is from RefSeq and is a predicted model, not a curated record.
CAGCACAUAGGCAUUUACUCCAUCAUAUCUGCGCAAUUUUACUUAUGUAUUCAUCUAUUUAUUGUUGAAGAUUAUGGAUUUGUAUCGAAUAACCACAUUUUACGCAGUCCUCACAUUUGCUUGGAGUUUUCCAUGUUUUCAGUCAUUUAAGAUUUUCCUUCCGUUUGCCUCAAAGAACAACAAAGUGCAGAAGGUCUUUGAUGGACAAAAAGAGAUCUACUCAUCGUCAUUACCCUCAUCGAAUGAACGAAAUUCCGAGAAUGUUCCCAAAGAUGCAAUUGAACCGCACGACUACAUGCUUUCAAUUUAUAAGACAUUCUCCGCAGCCGAGAAAUUAGGGCUAAAUGCAAGUUUCUUUCGGUCGUCAAAAGCAGCUAACACUAUAGCAAGUUUUGUGGACACGGGAAAAGAUGACCUCCCACUCUCCCCUCUGCGAAAACAGCAGUAUCAGUUUGACAUCUCAGCCUUUUCAGAUAGAGCAGAAGUGCUUGGGGCUGAGCUGAGGAUAUACACCAAAGUGUCUGAAAAUUUCAGGAUGUCGGAAAGUGAGCCAAUAGAUAUUCAGCUACUCUCCUGCCACACUCAGCAGCUGCUAGAUUCCAAAACAUUGAACCUUCAGGAGUCCCAUCAGCCCAAAUGGGAGGUGUUGGAUGUGUGGGACAUAUUUAGGGACAGGGAUCACCUCACACAAGGAAGCCAGUUCUGCCUCGAGGUCAAGGCCAUGCUUGAAAACCCUGAGAGAGAAAUUGACUUGCAUCAUCUUGGCUUUCACAGAAAUGGGCGCCCACAGCAAAAGAAGGCCAUUUUAGUGGUGUUCACCAGGUCCAUGAAGAGACAAACCCUUUUAAGUGAAAGUACAGAACGAAUUACAUUGACAAGCCUUGGGAAAAAGGGGAAAGACAGAGGCCCUCACUCUAAUUCCAAAGCCAACCGGAGACGCAGGACAGUAAUAACAAAGAAUCGCCAUAGGAAUGGCAAAAAGUCAAAAUUGAGAUGCAACAAGAAGCCGCUGCAUGUGAACUUCAGAGAAUUGGGCUGGGAUGACUGGAUCAUCGCUCCUCUGGAUUACGAGGCGUACCACUGUGAGGGUGUGUGUGACUUUCCCCUGAGGUCACACCUAGAGCCCACAAACCAUGCCAUCAUCCAGACUCUUAUGAAUUCCAUGAAUCCCAGCAACAUGCCUCCUAGCUGCUGUGCCCCAUCCAAACUCAGUCCUAUUAGCAUUCUCUAUAUCGAUUCAGGAAAUAAUGUGGUGUAUAAGCAGUAUGAGGAAAUGGUGGUUGAGUCAUGUGGUUGUAGAUGAUGCUUCUUUGGAAAGACAGUGUGUUGAGUGAGAAUUAAAUGGAAGAUAAUUUUUGAAGCUACCAUAUAAUAAGAGUUGUGUACGGGAUUACAUCCUAUUACCUUUGUAGUGCACCACUUUUGAUCCAUUGGGCUUGCGCAAGAGUAGUGCACUAUACUGAACACAUAAUAUACUGUACACAUAAUAGGGAUUAAUAAUUCAGGCAAGAAGAGUGUUUUCUGUAAAUUAAUGUGGCAUGAUUAAUAAGCACCUGUACCAAACUAAGCCAUGUUAAUUUGCACUUCCUUGUUUUUAUUGCACAAUGAAUGGGAGGGACACUUCCAAAUGGCCAGCAAGUGACUGAUUCUGAAAUAAAUGGGCCAGAUCAAUUCAUAAACAUCACUUCAAUAGCAGAAGUCUGCUCAAUGCUCCUUGGCCUUUGACUGAAAAUGAUACUUGAGUGCUGAACAGAUUGUAAAUCCAUUUUCGGCUACAACGUUUGUGUAAUUGAAGUGCACUUCCAACUACAAAACCUCCAGACCUUGCCUACUUAGUGAAGACUCUUGUGCGUGGCAAAUACGCACAAGAGUCUUCAUACGUAUACACUGUAUAUAUAGGAAAUAGGGUGAUAUUUGAGAUUUAGUCAUAUUGCAGUUGGAACACAAGGUUAGAAAAAUAAUGC